Messenger RNA from Schistosoma bovis, 2436 nucleotides. The record is from the annotation of a GenBank genome assembly. NCBI's taxonomy places the organism in Eukaryota, Metazoa, Platyhelminthes, Trematoda, Strigeidida, Schistosomatidae.
GUUUUCAAGGUUGGCUAACAUGAGAGCAGUAAGUAGAUAUGACAAAUGAAUUGGGCUGUGGGUGCUAAUUGUUACCUACUUCGGGCUGUUCUCACACAUGGAAAAAACUGGGACCUUGUCAGUGAGUCAUUAAGAACGUCUUGCAAGACGUUCUUGAAAGAUGAAAAUGUACAGGAUCUCUCAAAACAGAGUUGUUCGCUUCAAUAUAAAUAUAUUAUUGCAUCCGCACGUCAAAGAAAUCCAGGCGAUUUAACAGAGAGCCAACUCUUAAACAUUUCACUAGAUCAUUAUACUACGUUGAGACGUGAGCAGUUGCAUGCUGCUCGGUUGGAGAUCCUGCGGGCUAUGAAGAUUGAGGAAGAGGAUGCAGAAAAGUUGCGACAAGGCCGAUAUUCUGAAAUACCUCCAGACAGGUUACUGACCUAUAGAAAAAGAUGUCGUGCACUCGGGAUUCCGGACAAAAUAGGUCGUUGUUUAAAUAUGGAACCGUUGUCUCCUGUUUCAGAGGAAAAUGACCGAACUGUCAAGAAGCUUCCCACUACACUACAACGUCCAAAUACUAAAAUUGAGAAAGAAACAAUUGACCAGAAUGGUGGUAUCUGGAUUCCUGUCGGAACCCCUUUUAUUUAUGGGCUAUUCGAAGAGAGGUGUGAUUACAUUCAGGAAUCAUCAUUAGCCAACUUCAUACGUGCUCAAGCUAUUAUUUCACAAAGACUGGGUUUCGAAGGACAUGAUGAUGAAAUCUCAAGUCUAGAUACUACAUCAUCCAUCCAGACUCACUCAGAGGUUACAACUAGCCAUAAUCAAGAAGUCAAAGUCGAAGAGUCACCCAGAGCAUCUGAACAGCUUAAUAACUUAGAUAGUGACUCAAGCAAAAUAAGAAUACAAACAAGCCCUUCCAAGUGUUUGGAGAUCCUGGAUGAACCAAUUACUCCUAGUAGUUCCGCUCUUGUAAGUGACUCAGAAACACUGGCUUCUCCACACUUUACUCAGAGCCUUAAUUCAAGUCCUGCACUAAGUCUUGCGGAAACUCAAUCACCAUCCUUUAAAGCCGUUAAUCUGAACCGAAAACAUAAUCAUACAAAGAGGAAGAUAUCGACUCCUGCUCCUGUUUAUCAAAACCAAGUGGGAGAGUUCACUUCAGCUCUCAGUCCCUCAAUAUCUACCAAUCUCAAUAACGAUGAACUUACAGAUACAUCUCAGUCAUCAGUUUGUGUGGCUCGACGAUGGAGAAGAUCUCUUCUGUCAGCACUUUCUACGGUGUACAGCCAUCGUCAUGCUUAUGUGUUUAUGCAUCCUGUAACUGAAGAUAUAGCUCCCGGGUACAGUACUGUUGUUUAUGAGCCAGUGGACUUAACGUCCCUUAGGCGCCGUAUGGAGUCGUCACUCAGUUACUUGAUCAGUUCUCAGCAGCCUUCUGCUCUAAAUCCAUCUGUUUCUUCUUAUCGAGUUAUCAUUGAGAUCGCAAGACGUUUCAUUCGUGAUCUUUUGCUAAUGUUUAUGAAUGCAAGAAUGUACAAUAGUCAAAAUCACGAAGUCCACCGAAUGGCUGGGGAGAUGUAUCAUGACGUCAUUAGUGAACUUCAACCUCUUUGGUCUAUUAUGGCUGAGGAUAUUCCAGGAUUCCCAUCUCUGCCUUUAUUGAAUCUAACUCCUCCACAGACUACGCGUUCCUUACAGCAAUCUAUUGUAGUGUCGACUGCCCCAACUACUAGUCCUUUACAUCCUGCUUCAUGUGUGCUUAAAGAUGAGGAGUCGAAUGCUAGCAAGCAGUCUUCUAGUUUUUGCAUCAAGCAAAACAAGCGUCCUGCUCCUGAAGGUUCGUCUCCUUCAAGUCCACUGCCUCGUAAACAUCGUCAUUCGUCUGGAAGUGAUUCUGCAGUCGGAGCUAUUACAACGCGAUCUAAAUAAAGUUCAUGUCAUUUUGUAUUUACAUUAUUAAAGUUAUUGUAAAAUAUAGUAUUAUUUCUUAGUUGGUUUUUGUGUAUUCGGUUUUUUAAUCUUACAGUUACGUAAACACUAUAUGUUUUAUCUUCUAGAAUUUAUGAAUGCCUUUUAAGCUGAAAGCCAUAUCCAAUUUCGAUGUGACGAAAGAUGAACGCGAUGGAAAAGUGAGUGUUUUUAUUCCUUGUUAACUAACCUAAAAUCAUUUGUAUACGGUGCAAUUAAUGGAUUAAGUGAAAUAAAAAGUUGGGUAACCGAUAUUUAGUUACAUACUUCUCGUGAAACAUAGGCCACCGGCCAGGAUUAUCCAACCCACUCUAUCCUGGGCUCUCCUUUCCAGUUUAUUUCAAUCACUGUUCAUUCCUUUGAUAUCUGCCUCUGAUUCUCGAUGUAAUGUGUUCUUUAGGCUUCCUCUUUUCCUUUCCCCUUCAGGAUUCCAAGUUAGCGCUUGUCUCGUUACGUAGUUUGGUGAUUUCAGCAAUGUAUGUCCUA